CAGAGACAGAGGAAACACUGACGGGACUCAAAGUGUACAGAUUUUAUUAAAUAUAAACUCCUGAUAAUAUUAUUAAUAUAAAUAAAGAUGCUGCAGGUGAAUGAGACGGAGCUUCCGGUCCUGUCGGAGUACAGCUUCGAGCGGCGCUUUGACGAGAGAGGAGCGAUUCAGUGGAUGCAGGCUAACUGGAGCAAGUCUUUCGUGUUCAGCGCUCUGUACGCCGCCCUGGUGUUCGGAGGUCAGCACUACAUGAAGCCUCGACCCAAAAUGAACCUGCGGCGGCCGCUCAUCCUCUGGUCGCUCAGCCUCGCCCUCUUCAGCAUCAUCGGUGCGAUCCGGACCGGCUCCUACAUGUUCCACAUCCUGAGCAGCAGCGGCUUCAGACAGUCCAUCUGUGACCAGAGCUUCUAUAACGGACCCGUCAGCAAGUUCUGGGCCUACGCCUUCGUCCUGAGCAAAGCUCCAGAGCUCGGCGACACGGCGUUUGUCGUGCUGAGGAAGCAGAAGCUGCUCUUCCUGCACUGGUACCACCACAUCACCGUGCUGCUGUACUCCUGGUACUCCUACAAAGACAUGGUGGCCGGCGGCGGCUGGUUCAUGACCAUGAACUACACCGUGCACGCGCUCAUGUACAGCUACUACGCAGCGCGUGCCGCCGGCCUGCGCGUGCCGCGGCCGUUCGCCGUGCUCAUCACCAGCGCUCAGAUCGUUCAGAUGGCGAUGGGGUUGACGGUGAGCGUGCUGGUGUACCGCUGGAUGCAGCACGGAGACUGCCCCUCCCGCCUCGACAACAUCACCUGGGCCGCCAUCAUGUACCUCAGCUACCUGCUGCUCUUCUCCAACUUCUUCUACCAGACGUACCUGCGCCGCCGCGGGGACGCCAAGACGCAUAAGGCUGAGUAGAGACCAGGGACAUUGUGGGAGAUCUGACUGUGUGUCAUGUCUCUGUUGAACUGAAGCUGCUAACAUUUAAACAUCUUUAACGUGACAUUUUAUAUUUCUGACGGGGAACUGGAGCCAUCGUUUGUUUGGCUGACCUCAGGAGCUGCUGGUCGACCGCUGCCUCCAUCACCAGUGUGUUUGUGUUGUUGUGCUGUUUAAAAUCAUUUGAUAAACUUUGUGUUAAUUCAGAGCAGAACAUCAACUCCCCAUCCAACCACCUGAUGUUUGUCUUCAGGCAAAAACACUUUCACACAUAACCAAACUUCAGGCGUAAAAUAAAACCUAAAA
This is a messenger RNA of Epinephelus moara (kelp grouper), 1230 nucleotides long. RefSeq names its product elongation of very long chain fatty acids protein 6-like. Gene Ontology annotation, biological process: sphingolipid biosynthetic process; fatty acid elongation, monounsaturated fatty acid; fatty acid elongation, polyunsaturated fatty acid. Gene Ontology annotation, molecular function: fatty acid elongase activity. The record is from RefSeq and is a predicted model, not a curated record. Bases 88 to 903 code for a protein of 271 amino acids. The transcript is spliced from 4 exons. Gene Ontology annotation, cellular component: endoplasmic reticulum; endoplasmic reticulum membrane. Lineage: Eukaryota; Metazoa; Chordata; Actinopteri; Perciformes; Serranidae.